GGAUCCAAGCGGCCAAUCGAUUUUGCCCUCGGUGGAAGUAGACCGAACCCCAACACCAACCCUGAUCAUGGAGAAGACCAGAAUGCUGUACGGGGUUCACGUUCCAGUUCGAAUCAUCCCGACGUCGACCAUGGCGAGCGUGAUAUGCGAAACAGAGGACGACUUCUGCAAAUUUUAUUUCCCCCUACUGGACCCCCGCAUCCCACCAGAGUCAGCAGAAUCUCUAACUCAAGCAGGGGUCAGGUGGUACAAUGUGGAUAUUGUAAGGGAGCGGGGUAUACCCGAGCUGGAGAGGAUAGCGGUGGUCCCAGGGAUUAGUGCGCUGAUUCUCCUGAACCUCAAUGAGAAGCUCAGGAGGGAGGAGAAUCUGCAGUCCGAGUUCAUUCUCAAGAUGCUAACGAAAGAAUGGAGAUCCCCCUCCCAGACUAACUCGUUAAUCCUGGCAGGGGACUGGAACCUGGCUCUCGACGAAGUCCUCAGUCCACAGUCUUCCGCAGCAGGCCGUAAGGAUGCACAGACAUUGCUGGACCUCGCAACGGAGCUUGAACUGGCAGACCCCUUCCGUCUGCUAUCUCCGGAAGACCCGGGGUACACCUGGACCUCGCACAUGCACCGGGACAGACGGCAAGUAACCAGACGACGCUUAGACUACUUCUUGGUAAGUAGUCAGGCAUUAGAAGGGGUGACAGCGGUUCAACAUAUCGCCCACCCACUCUCGGAUCACAAGCCAGUGGUAGCGGAAGUGAAGCUGCACAAUACCACCGAGAGAGGCAGAGGGUUCUUCAGGUUGAACUCUCAAAACCUGGAGGAUCCAAGCAUCGGCAGCUGGCUUGAAAAACACAUGAAGGCAUGGGAGUCCGUGAAACAGUACUUUGAUUCUACAGUCGAGUGGCUGGAUAGCGGGAUUGCAAUUGCCUCAGGAGUGAUGAACGUCUGCUCCAAGAUACUAGCCAGAAACAGAAAUCAGAGGGAUGCAGAGUGCAGAAGGAGAGUGGAAGAGGCGGAAGAACAGAUGGAGGGACAUCCCAUCUCGACCAUGGUGUGGGCAGCGGAAAGGGAGAAGAGGAUGGCAGAAUGGGAGAGCAUCCAGGCAAACAAAGAACGGAGAUGGGCGGAAGUUCUCAAGGAGAAAGGGAUAGAGGUGCAUGACAAGAUGACGAAAGAGACCUUUCAAAGGCUUCAACCAAGGCUGCUGCAACAGCAGAUGGUGGAACUUAGUCACCCGUUCGAUGAAAGGGAACCAAGGGCCUCUUCUGCCUCAGGCCUACUGGAAUAUGCUAAGCUUUAUUAUGAAGACAUCUUGACUACCCGGCGGCCCCAAGACGACUUUCUCACAGACCUAUCAGAGAACUCGGACAUGUGGGAGGACACAACGGUCUCGCUGCUAAUAGCAGCAAGAUUAGACCUGGGCAGACCGGUUACGGUAGAAGAAACAGCCCAAACGCUGAAGUCGAAGGCAACAGGGAAAUCCCCCGGAGUGGAUGGCCUAACGGUGGAGUUCUUCCGGAAGAACUGGACCAUCUUUGGACCAGCACUUAUAGAACUAUACAACAAGGUUCUGUCAGACGGGAAGUUGGGGAAGGGAAUGACACACGGGGUUAUCGCAGUGUUGUUCAAGAAGGGAGACAAAGCAGACGUUAAGAAUUGGCGCCCAAUCUCACUUCUGAAUGUCUCAUAUAAGAUCCUAGCCAAGACAUUGGCAAGGCAACUCGGCAGGUAUCUGCCUGACCUGGUCGGGGGGGACCAGGGAGCCUUUGUACAAGGCAGAUCAAUCUUCAACAACAUCAUCACUGCUAUCGAAGUCCUGGAAGUGGUCCAAUCGGAGAAUCUGGAUAUGGUGGUCCUUCUCAUUAACCUAGAGAAGGCGUACGACAAGAGGCUUCAGCUAUGCUUUGCAAUAGGGUGCGGUGUGCUUCCUCGGUCGACGCUACGUUGGUGGAUGAGGCGGAGAACCGGCGGGACUUGGGAGGAUUUGCGGCUCAGAGAUGACGCGACGAACAACUACUUCCGGGAAAAGCUCCGCAUGUCGAGGAGAGUUUUCAUGGAGAUCGGCGAAGCCUGUGCACCUCUCUUGCAACGACAGGUGAUGUUCUACAAGGAGCCACUUCCGCCGGAGCAGAUCGUUGCCUAUGCGUUGUACAGGUGGGCUUCAGGAGAGUCAUACGACAACAACACCUCAUCUUUCAGCAUAGGUAGGGCUUCCAGAAUUAUGGCCGUGCGCGAUGUGACAAACGCUUUGUUGAGGGUCUAUGGGGACAGGAUAUCGUGGCCGACGGGGGUGCGGAAACACGUCGUGCUGCGGGCGUUUCUGGACAAGGGCUUUCCAAACUGCCAUGGCGCAGUUGACUGCACACAUAUCUACGUGGACAAACCGACGAACGCGCCCGGCGAGAACUACUUCGACCGCAAGCACCGUUUCUCCGUCAUUGCGCAGGUGGUGGUGGACCUGGAUCUGCGUGUGCUAGACGUGUUCGUUGGAUAUCCGGGGAGCUGCCACGACAUCAGGGUGAUCCAACUGUCGAGUCUGUCGAGGCGCGCAGAAGAGGGAGUGCUUUUUCGUGGCCCGCCUGUGACGCUGCUGGGGGGGGGGAGAACGAACGGAUACAUCUUGGGCGACAACAGGUAUCCUCCUUCUGAAUGGGUAGUGGUGCCGUAUGGAGUAAUCAAUCAGCACCCGGACGAGGAAAGGUUCGACACGAAGCAGAAGGUCGCAAGAGGGGUUGUGGAGAGGGCGUUCGGGAGGUUGAAGGGGAUGUGGAGGUUCUUCCUGCGGACACACAAGACAAACCUGGAAACUCUACCGCGGCAGUUCACGGCAGUCUGCAUUCUCCACAAUAUCCUCCUUGAUGCCGGUGUGGAGUUCAACGAGAAUUUGUUGUGGGAGGUUGACGAGAACGGGGUGCCGGCGAUGAUAACGACGCAUAGAUUUCGUACAUCCAACGAAGGGCCGCUUACAAAAGCAAAAGAUGUGAAGGACACGACGAUCGCUAUUAACCCAUUCCAUACAUGAGACAUCCACACGGAAAAGAACAAAACCAACUUUGAGCG
Messenger RNA from Chara braunii, 3048 nucleotides. Lineage: Eukaryota; Viridiplantae; Streptophyta; Charophyceae; Charales; Characeae. The record is from the annotation of a GenBank genome assembly.